UUUAGUUUACAAUUAAUUGUGCCACGUUGGAUUCCAAAACACCAACGAUUAGAUGCAGCAAAUGAAUAUAUACACUUUGGUCAACGUUUCAAAGAGAUUACAAAUAAUGAUUUCGUCAAUAAAUUGCUUUUUUAUAGGAAAGUUUGGGGUCUUAUACAUACUGCUAUAAACAAAUGCAUGUUAUAUCACGAUAAUGAAUUUGUUUUAUUAAUUAAAGAUUAUUUGAAUAAGAUUCGUGAUGAAAAGGAAGAAUUGAUCAGAAUACAAAAAAAUACAACAGAAACUUCAACUAGUCAAAAUGUUAUUGAAAAUACAGAAGUUAAUACAAUUCAACUUGAGAAUCCUUGA
Dentiscutata erythropus is the source of this 348-nucleotide messenger RNA. Lineage: Eukaryota; Fungi; Glomeromycota; Glomeromycetes; Diversisporales; Gigasporaceae. The record is from the annotation of a GenBank genome assembly.